AUGAAAAGUUAUGUAUUGGUAUUCUCUCAGUCGCAUACAAAUUUUCGAUUAGCUGAAUUCGAGAGCGUUUGUUCGUUAUAUCAGAUUGCAACACACUCGUCGAGUUCAAUAUUAACUGAGAAACAUGUUUUCGUCAUGGAGUUCGAAUCAGAUGCGUGCGUUCGGAAGAUUCUCUCAAGGUCGAUGCUGCUCAAGACAGCGCUGGAACUGAUAGCGUUCGGUGAUAACUACGACCAACUGGUCAACGCUCUUCGCGCUAAAACCACUCAACUGCAGAAAUACAAUUCGCCACAACAGUCAUUCGCGAUUCGUAUUCGUCCAAUUGGAAGGAAGCGUGAUGCGGCAUAUUGCAGUCAGAUUAUUAAUAAGCUAGGAGACGUGUUACCAUUGGACGAUAGUCCGAUUGAUCUGGAAAAUGCGGAGAAUAUGUUCACAGUGAUCGAAGAGUAUAAUGGAAAGUCGAAUCAGAGUGAUUCUUCUCCUGACACUGUCUACUUUGGAAGGCUCAUUGGUCACGGUCAGUAUCGUCUGAAGAAUACUUAUAAUUUGAAAGAUCGAUGCUACAUCGGUAAUACAACUAUGGAUCCAGAGUUGUCUUUUAUACAGGCCAAUUUAAUACGAGCCAGUGCUGGUUCCAUUGUUCUGGAUCCAUUUUGUGGUACAGGUGGACUUCUAGUACCCGUGGCACAUUUUGGUGGUAUUGUUUUGGGUACGGAGAUUAACUAUCAGAUUGCUAAAGCAGUUGGUAAAUCAUCUCGAGUUGGUGUAAAAUAUCUGACAGAAGAGCAGUCAGUCUAUGCGAAUUUCGAACAGUAUUCACUCGAUGAUCGUUUCAUGUCACUGAUAAUAGCAGAUGCUAGUCAGCAUGAAAUAUGGAGGAGAGCAUCGAAGGAUAAUACUGAUGGUGUGGAUGAGAAUGACGGUAUUUUUGAUGCGAUCGUUGCCGACCGUUAUUAUGAAUACUUCAUGUUUUUUUUNUUUUUUUUGCAGUCAUUGAAUGUGUCUUCGUAUAUUCUAGCACCGUAUGGAGUACGCGAGAAAGGCCGUAAAGUUGGUAAUAAGGAACGAAAAGCGCAUUGGACAUUACCUGGAAGUGAACAUGCAACGCAUUAUCCAGAGAAGAAGAAAUACGCUUUGAAUUCGGUAUUCCUCGACUUGCUUGACUUGGCUGCUCAUGUGCUCGUCAUUGGUGGAAGGCUAUCGUUUUGGUUUCCGGUCUUUCUUGGAGAGUAUUCUGAGGCUGUACUUCCCCGUCACAAUGCAUUGAAAUUGGUCGCCAAUUGUGAGCAGCCUCUUGGUACGAAAUAUUCCAGGCGUCUUUUAGUAUAUGAGAAAACUCGAGCACGAAGUGACGGCGAUAAAGCGUUCGUUGAGGAAGACUGUUAUGCGGAGACGACGUUUCGACAACGAAUAUUCGUCAAUAAUGAUUAA
Molecule: messenger RNA, 1431 nt
Organism: Anisakis simplex (herring worm)
Lineage: Eukaryota; Metazoa; Nematoda; Chromadorea; Rhabditida; Anisakidae
Source: the annotation of a GenBank genome assembly